GAAAACCGAUUGCGCCUGCGUAUCCAGACGUGGCAACGGCAUCAUGGCCUCUUGGAACCGCUACGGGAGUCGGAUGAGAGAGGCGAAAAUGCUCAUGUUGGUGCUUCUGGUGUGGCUGCUGCCAGUGCUGGAAGCGGUAAAGGUGUCUCCUCUCAUUGAGAAGGUCAGCGACCACAAAGACUUCAAGAAGCUGCUCAGGACGAGAACCAACGUUCUGGUGCUCUACACCAAGACAGCUACAUCAGGGGACUCCCACCUGAAGCUGCUGUCAGAUGUGGCCCAGACAGUGAAGGGCCAAGGGACUAUUGCCUGGGUCAACUGUGGAGAUUCAGAGGGCCGUAAACUCUGUAAGAAAGUGAAGGUGGACCCAAGCUCCAAAAGCGGAGGAGCCGAGCUGUUGCAUUACAAAGAUGGGACGUUCCACACAGAGUACAACAGGCCUGCUACCUCCAAGUCCAUGGUAGCAUUCUUAAAAGAUCCCUCAGGGCCCCCACUGUGGGAGGAGAACCCCGAGGCAAAAGACAUCGUCCACAUAGAAACAGAAAAAGACUUCAGGAAGCUGCUGAAGAAAGAGGAGAGGCCUGUUCUCAUGAUGUUCUAUGCUCCCUGGUGCGGCGUUUGUAAGAGAAUGCAACCGAUCUUUCAACAAGCGGCAACAGAGACGAAGGGAAAAUAUGUACUGGCGGGGAUGAAUGUGCACCCAGCUGAGUUUGACGGCCUCAAGCAGGAGUACAACGUCAAAGGCUACCCAACCUUUUGCUACUUUGAGAAGGGGAAGUUCCUCCACCACUAUGAAAACUAUGGAGCUACAGCCAAGGAUAUCGCAGACUGGAUGAAGAACCCUCAGCCACCCCAACCAAAGACCCCUGAGGUGCCGUGGUCAGAGACAAACUCACCAGUCUUCCACCUGACAGAUGAGUCCUUUGACAGUUUCCUGGAGGAACAUCCUGCAGCCCUGGUCAUGUUCUAUGCUCCCUGGUGUGGCCACUGCAAGAAGAUGAAGCCAGAAUAUGAUGAAGCUGCUGAAAUACUCAACAAAGGUGCAGAGAGUCCAGGUGUGUUGGCAGCAGUGGAUACCACAGUGCACAAGGCUGUCGGGGAUCGCUUCAAGAUCUCCGGCUUUCCCACGGUUAAGUAUUUCGAGAAAGGUGAGGAGAAGUUCACGCUGCCACAGCUCCGAAGCAAAGAGAAGAUCAUCGAGUUUAUGCACAAUCCCCAGGCCCCUCCUCCACCAGAGCAGUCUUGGGAGGACAAGCCCUCCAGUGUCAGCCAUCUUGGAUCAGAGGAUUUCCGAGAGGCGCUGAAGAAGAAAAAACAUGCUCUGGUCAUGUUCUACGCUCCCUGGUGUCCACACUGUAAAAACGCUGUCCCCCACUUCACCACUGCAGCAGAGCUAUUCAAAGAGGACCGCAAGAUCGUCUAUGCUGCUGUGGACUGUACAAGAGGACAGAACCAUGAGCUUUGUAAGCAGGAAGGGGUGGAGGGAUACCCAACAUUUAACUACUACAACUAUGGCAAGUUUGUGGAAAAAUACAAUGGAGAUCGUGGGGAGGUGGGCUUCACUGGCUUCAUGCGCAGCCUAAGAGGACGUGAUCAGGAAAAGGUUGUCAAGAAGAAGGAGGAGCUCUGAGGGCGGCGUGCACUGCGCAGUUUGUCAUUGCACUGUGACCCUUGACCCUGGCAAGGGCCCUAUCAGCACUGACAUGGGAGACUUGAUGACCUCAGUGAAAGGCUAUUUUUUAUACCAUGGUGAUCACGUUUGUAAUAAUACCAACAGAGUACCUACAGUCAGACCGACCACUUGAGACUUCUUUUUUCAUGGAUAUUCUGAUGGGCAGAAAAUACACAAACAAAAAAACUUCUUCCUUUUUUUUUUUGCCCAAACACUGUGACUGCAUAUGUGAAAAGCUACACCCUAUACUGUAUCUAUGCAAUACUGACCCCUGCUUAGCCCUGUGGGGGUCUGCACCCAUGGUGGGGGGUGGUGGUGGUGGGAAUCCUUCGUUAAAGGUGGAGGCUGCACUGUCUGUCACUCUAUAGGGGUCCUAAUCCAGUCCCAUCAACCCUGCUGUGUCUCCAGAAGAGACUAAUGUUGAUACACCUGUUGGUUCCCGUAUUUUUGUACAGAACCUUCAUGUCUCCAGUCCAGAGCCAUCCAGAAUAUUGCUUUGUUAUCCUCUCAGAUCCAUUAGAAGAUAACUGUAAUUAACAGUGACAUCUGAAAAAUCCCAAAGCUAGUAAAAUGUGAAGUGCUACUGUAGGUAAUGAGGUACUGUAGCAAUGUAGAGGAAGUGAAAUUAUGGCCAAAUGGUCAAUAUUCUGCAUGAUUCUGGGCCACCAUGAUUAAAUUUGCUUUUAGAAAAUACUUUGUUUUUUUGUUUUCAUUUUGUUUUGCUUAAAACUGUGGCCUUAAAAAUAAAAAAUAGCUGGAAUUGCAGAAGUAUAGUGAUGAAGAGAAGGGAAUGAGAGGCCUGGUGCCCUUGCAAUUUCCUCAAGUCACGGACCAGAGCAAGCAAAGGAGAAGAAAAAAAAAAAAAAGAUGAAAUGCCAAAUAUUACUACGCAUAGCCCUUGAUAUUUCUAUGCUUCAUACAUUUCCAAAUAUUAACAACAUUCACAGCUGUAGUUUUACCUCUUUUACCUCCACUGUUGUUCAUUCAAAAUGAGAUUUCAUCCAUGUUUGGAUGAGGGAAGGGCUCAUUUACAUAAGCAUGGGAGACGCUCUAGUAUGGUUGCUAAAUAUUGCAUGUUGAUAAUAAAAUGUCCGCAACAUGAAUCUUGCCCCUGUCCACUGAUGUGAUCACAAAUUCAACACCAUAGUUCACAGUCUUCUCUGUAUUCACUCAUUGUUCAGGGAAACGCUGGAAUAAUUCAGACCACUGGUCUAUACUGGUUGGACAUUCAGGGUGUUGAUUUAAGGGUCCCCAGUUUGUUUUAUGGCAAUGUGUUUCUGCAAGAGUAAAAAUGACAGCACUCUGGCCAGUUUUGCCUCAAUGUGUCAUGCCUUGGUCUGGAAUUGCUUGGCUUGGGUUAGACUGGACAGUGCUCUCCCAUGUCUUCCAUCAUAAUUAAAGGAGGACUUCGCAGUACAUCCAAGGAGUAAUUAUGUAUUAAGUAAGCGAAGACUCCAGUCUCCCUCCCGCUUCUCACAGUGUAACACCAUCAUCAAUUCGGGGUCAUUAUCUUUACCUUUGUGGCACUUUUCUUAAUGCUAUGUGUUUUCAACUCCCACGCUUCGGCCGCUAUAAAUAUUUAAAGGCUUAUCUGUAGCUGAACUUGUGUUUUAUUAUUCAAGACUUUGGUUUCUUUCAUUAUAAAAAAGGUUCUCAGGGAUAGCGAAACACAAUUAAAGGGAACUAGUUUGUUUGUAAUUUUGCAUUCCAGUUGAAUAAUUUUGAGCCCAUAGGUCACCAAAUUAAAUAUUGUUUACAUUUGUAUCCCAAGGAAAAUCAAAAAUGAAUGAUCCUUUUUCUGUGCUGUAUCAUGACAACAUGUAUUGAAUAAGAUGUACUGUCAGUAGAUGUUACUGAACCAUUUCUUGUCAAACAUAAACAUUGUGAUUCUUAAUGGACUCGUUCCAUGUGAAACUGUCUCAAAUGUUCUGGCUGGCACCAAACACUGUUUUUUGUGUUGAGUGUUCAAUGUGACUAUUUCAUGGUAUGCAAGAGCAUUUUGGAAGAGCGCUUUAUACAGUUAGGUGUUGACAUAUCGCUGUAAUUAGGUGUUCAGUCUCCUCUCGAGGGGAAACAAUUAUCAUUGUUUACUUUGUCCAUUUGUUUUCUUUGGGAGCCUCCGCAGACAUCACACGUAUGUUGAAUUAUAGAAGGACCACCUCUAUCUUAUCCCAAAGGUAUCCAUGUUGUGUGGGAAUUUGUCACACUUAUGCCAAGAAGUCAUUGUUGCCUCUGUUGAUUUUCUGUGCCCAGCCAUAUGUACAGUUUUGCCCCUUACACUAAGGACCUUGUGAGAUGAAAAACAAAUAAAGUCAAAACCUUUCCAAAACA
Thunnus maccoyii (southern bluefin tuna) is the source of this 4003-nucleotide messenger RNA. It is a transcript of the gene pdia5, whose product is annotated as protein disulfide isomerase family A, member 5. Bases 44 to 1630 code for a protein of 528 amino acids. The record is from RefSeq and is a predicted model, not a curated record. NCBI's taxonomy places the organism in Eukaryota, Metazoa, Chordata, Actinopteri, Scombriformes, Scombridae. Gene Ontology annotation, biological process: protein folding. Gene Ontology annotation, cellular component: endoplasmic reticulum. The transcript is spliced from 17 exons. Gene Ontology annotation, molecular function: protein disulfide isomerase activity.